Molecule: messenger RNA, 286 nt
Organism: Pelobates cultripes (western spadefoot toad)
Lineage: Eukaryota; Metazoa; Chordata; Amphibia; Anura; Pelobatidae
Source: the annotation of a GenBank genome assembly
AUCCUCAUACAAGAAAAAGAAGGAUAAGACCCCCUUAUGUGAAGCUUGUGACGACAAGGUACUUCCUGGGAAAAGGCUCUGCUUAGCUUGUCUUAAAGCAGCGGCAGGCCAUACUGAACCAGAUCCAGAUAUUCUUUCUUACAUCCGUCAAGCAGUUUCAGAGGGUCUUCGACAGUCUGAGAGGGCUAAGAAAAGACGUAGAUCUUUUAGCCCAGAGGAAUAUGCUGACUUAAGCUCUGACGAAUAUGUACCCCCGGUAUUUGAGCAAGACGAGUUGUCAUCUUAA